CCGAGCGCCUGCCGCCUGCUGGGCACCCGAUGACCCCCUCCAUUUCGAAUCAAAAGAAGAAAAAAGUAAUCACCCUUCUAUUUCUUUCUCCCGUUCACCUCUCCCCCCUCUGCCCCUCUCUCCUCUCUCUCUCUCUCUCUCGGCCGCGGCGGCGCCCUUCGCCACGUCUUCGCCGGCGACGAGCACCCACAAGUUGGGGGGAUUACUCAUAAUUUGCUGUAAUGCUGCAAUGGAUGGGCGGUUCGAGGAGGAAGGUGUACGCCUCCAGGAAGUCAACACAGAGCAGACAAAGGCAGUACUUCGAACAAAAGAGACGGCAACAGCAAAGGCCAGAGCUACAGAACCAGGAUAAUGUAGCAGGAGGUCAAGCUUCACGUGAUCAGGAGCCUCGAUCACUUGAUGUUCUAAAUAUCAACAAUCUGGCAACUCCAAUUAGUCAUCAUAAUGACUCCGCAAAUGCAGAUGGUGCUAUACCACAGGUGGAUUGCAUUCUUUCGGAUGGUUCCCCUAAAGAGGCAAUAAAGAAUAUCACUUUUUUAUCCAAUAGCAGCAUGAAGGAAGCAGGCUCUCAGCCAAGAUUGUCAUCACCCUUUGGUCAUCAAGGUGUUGCAGCAGCUGUUAACUCUCAUGAAGAACCCAUUAGUUGUAAAAUAUCCCCAUCUAUAAACUAUAGCACCAGGAAGCAAAAUCAAAAUCUGGAAUGCCAAAGUGAAAUUUCACUUAUUGAUUUGGUCAGUUAUGAGGGAUCAAAGAAUAAGUCUACUGCAAGACCUGCCCGUGAGCUUCAUGCGUCAUUUUCUGUUAAAGGCCUUGGCCAUAUCAAGAUGGAAACACCUCCCCAUUCACCAAGGCCAAUCAAAAGGGUUUUACCUUUACCUCCAAGGGCCAUACGGUCCACAUAUAAAGCAAAACGGUCUAUCCCCUUUGAUGUUACAAAGGCAUUGGAUUCUAUGAAUAGUAUCAAUAUGUUGAAGGAGCAAAGACUAUCAGCCAAAAUGGGCAGUACAUUCAAUGAAUCAGGCUAUGAAAGUAGUAAACAGUUUAACUGCUAUUUUCCGGGUUCAUCUGAGAACCAUAAUUCUGACCUCUAUCUUGAGGACGAAGCCAUGUUUUGUGAACCUCAACCUAAAAUGGAAUGGCAAUCAAAGCAUAUGAGAUCAGAUGGCAAUCUUGUUGAUGAGGGUUCUGAUAGGCUCUGGAGGAUAGAUCAAUUUAAUUCAGAGGAUCAUUUUCCUAAUCAAAGAGAGGAACAUUUCGAUACAAGUGGCUAUGGAUUUAAAGAUAGAUAUUCUCCAGAGCGAAGAAACUCAACAAGAUCUAGCACAGGAUUUAAGAAUACAGGAAUUCCAUCAUCACAUGACCUCUUUUAUGACCAUUCAUUGAUGGAUGAUGAUGAGGGUACUGGACUAUUUGAUUGGGAAAGGCGCCCACCAAGUAAGAAAAUCUUCAACUCAAAUGGCACUUUUGGUCCUUCUGCUUGGUCUUUCGACACUGUAGAUGAUUCAGAGAAAAGGAGGAGCCCAAUAAGUGAAGAAUCAAGCUCAUCUGCUGCAGCAAUGAAGAAACCAUCACCAUCAGUAAAGAAUGAGAUGAACCAGAAGGAUGAGUUUGAUAUAAGCUUGGAUAAGCUAGAUAUUCCAAAUAUGGAUGCACAUCUUCAUGGGAGGUCGCUAUUUAACAAUCCAGAAAAGGUGGAUAGAAAAGGAACAACUGAUCAGAAGAAACUUGAAACAAGUUAUUGGCCAGAAAAUGUUACUGAGCAGCCAAGAACUCAAGAACCGCGCUGCCGUUUAUCACUUAAGGAGAAAUUUUCUAAUUGGGAUUCUCCUACUUUCCAUCUGAAGGAUAGCACUGGACUAACUAACCAAUCGAGUUGCACCAUAAUGCACAAAGAUAAACCUUCUUUCCACGUUUCUCCAGAUUUGAGCGUGUAUCAAACUGUGGAGUCAACCGACAAGAGACCUGUUUCUCACAGACCUGACAAUGCCAUUUUUGAAGAUGGCAUUCACAUGCAGCAGCCUAUUUCAGAUGUGUUUGGCGAUAAAACUGAAUUAUCAAACCCAUUUCGGACCAAGGAUCUUCAGAUCGACAUUGAUAUGAACACUUUAUUUGGAGAGAAGGUGGACAAAAAGCAAGAAGAUAUUUUUCCAACUUUCAGCAAUCGAAGCGCAGACUCCGUCCCUGCUGAGAAAGCAGUGAGUUCUGUAAGACAAACUGUCGGUGGACACAGUAUAUGCUCACAGCCUUCUGGCAAGGGUUCAUUCAGGCAUGGGUUCAGUCCUGGUUUCAAUUUCCAGGAGUCAGAAUCAAACGCAUUUUGGGGGGGUAGCCAUGUUAAUAAUGACACUUUCCUGGGGGACCUUGAGUCUAGUGGUCUGCUUGCAAGAAAAAACAGUGAUAAGAAUGAAGUCAAGAUUGAGGCAUCUGAGAAACCAGAUACUAGGUUGUUGACGGAAACACAUCGGCUCUCUGCAGAUCACAAAAGUGAGAUGAAUGGAACUGAAACAUGUUCUAAUGGCUCAGAAGUGUCCAAUUGUUCUGAUGCACAUAAGGAAACUUCAGCGGCAGCAACACAAAUUCCUGCAAACUUAAGCUGUCUUCAGGAAACCUCAGCAGAAUUGUUCCAAGUUCGAACUCAUGUUAGACCUAUAACAAGAGAAAAACUAGAUAAUCCUAAUGUUGACUUCAAAGCUCCAGUGCAUUUGAGAAGCAAGAUUGAUGAUGUUGGAGAUCAUUCUAAACUAAAUGCUAUGUUCCAGUCUCCUUUUAUUGGAGAGGAGAUGGGGAUUGAAAAGAAGAUCAUAGCAAGUGUGUCACCAGACAACAGUGAUGUUCAGUAUCAGUUUAUGCUUGAACAACGUGUUCUCCGGCGGCUUUGUGUUCAGAAGAUAGUGGUGCCUACACCAAUGAAGGACAAGCUGGAUAAGGAUACACGAUUUAGGAUAGUGGAGGAUGGAUCUCAUGCCCUUCCGGAAAGUGUCUAACAGGGGGAGGAAAUGGCAAUGUAGGGAAGGAACACAUUUGACGCCUGGUGAAAUGCAGGGCAAGCACCUACAUGAGCCCAUGAGCUCAUCCAUGUCCAUAUGCUCAUUUUAUGUGCACCACUCUCUUUAAUAAUGUCUGUCUGAAAAUAUUAAUGUUUCCUUCACCCAUCAGUUUCUUAGUGUUGGUUUUCACCACAAGAUCGACUCAUUGUACACCUGUGGACUCUAGAUUUGUGCUUUUUUUCUGUUAUAAUAACUCUGGGAGGGUUGUCAGAUGUUAUACCUUGUUAAUCUAUUAGAUUUAAACAUUAAGUAAA
Messenger RNA from Setaria italica (foxtail millet), 3301 nucleotides. RefSeq lists its product as uncharacterized. Lineage: Eukaryota; Viridiplantae; Streptophyta; Magnoliopsida; Poales; Poaceae. Bases 222 to 2984 code for a protein of 920 amino acids. The transcript is spliced from 21 exons. The record is from RefSeq and is a predicted model, not a curated record.